Molecule: messenger RNA, 6516 nt
Organism: Rhipicephalus sanguineus (brown dog tick)
Lineage: Eukaryota; Metazoa; Arthropoda; Arachnida; Ixodida; Ixodidae
Gene: Ack-like
Product: activated Cdc42 kinase-like
Exons: 17
Coding region: 204-3638 (1144 amino acids)
Biological process (GO): protein phosphorylation
Molecular function (GO): protein tyrosine kinase activity; ATP binding
Source: RefSeq, a predicted model, not a curated record
GGCGUGGAGCUUUUGCUUGGCGGCGGGUUAGGUUCUUGCACUUUGUGUAUUUUAUACUUGUGGACAUUGCGGUUGUGUACAAAGAGUGCUUAGCGACAUGAGUCACAGUUGGGAGACCUCUUAGCGACACUUUGCACGUUGCUGCGACCUUCCUGGUUUUCCUACAUGGAUAUUUAGCCCAGUGUGAGACUUUCGAAGGCGGCAUGCCGUUCCCGUCGGCGGCGUCCACCUUCAGCCUGGGCUCGGGUGGCGGCCCCAGCCUUUACGAGUUCCUGCUGGAGGCCGAGCUCUCGUCCUACUACGACGCGCUACGCAACGACCUCAAGGUGGUCUCGGUCGGACAGCUCAAGUACGUCGAGGAAGACGACCUCCUGCACCUGGGCAUGAGCCGGCCGGAGCAGCGGCGCCUGCGAAAGUACUUCCACAAGUACUUCCCCCAGACGUACCUGCGAAAGAUCAAGCAGAUGAUUCUCCCCAAGGCCAAGGAUGACAUGGAUCAGUCGUCAGUGCUGUUGCUUGACACUAGCACAGACAAGGGUUCCUCGUCGUCGCAGGUUCGUGUUCCCAGCAAGCACAUCAUUCCUGCAGACAGCAUUGUCAUCAACAAAGAGCUGGGCAUUGGCGAGUUUGGUGUUGUCCAGCAAGGGGUCUGGACCAAUGAAGAGGGAGACAGGAUCCAGGUUGCCAUCAAGUGCCUGAGCAAGGAUCAGAUGCAAAACAACCCUAUGGAGUUCCUGAAAGAAGCUGUUAUCAUGCAUACCAUCGACCAUGAGCACAUUGUCCGGCUCUAUGGAGUCGUUUUGGACAGCGUUUCUCUCAUGCUGGUGACCGAGUUGGCACCUCUGCGGUCGCUGCUGGAGUGCCUGAAGGAGGCUGCCCUGCGACCCAGCUUCCCCGUGAUGGCACUGUGUGACUUCGCCAUGCAGAUCUGUGAUGGCAUGCAGUACCUGGAGAGCAAGCGCCUCAUCCACAGGGACCUGGCCGCAAGGAACAUCUUAGUCUUUGCCAAGAAUAAGGUAAAGAUCAGCGACUUUGGCCUCUCUCGAGCACUUGGCGUAGGCAAAGAUUACUACCAGACGAACUUCAAUGUUAAUCUCAAGCUCCCAAUUGCGUGGUGUGCUCCUGAGUGUAUUAACUUCCUGCGAUUCACAUCAGCAUCAGAUGUGUGGGCUUUUGGUGUAACACUGUGGGAAAUGUUCAGCUAUGGAUUUCAGCCCUGGGCUGCAUUGACUGGUCAACAGAUAUUGGAAGCGAUCGAUGAGCCCAACCUGCAGAGAUUGGAGCAGCCUGACUGCUGCCCGAAGGACUACUACACGCUCAUGCUUAAAUGCUGGCAGCACGACCCAAACAAGCGGCCAAAGUUUUCUGAAAUACUUCAAACAUUGCCCGAUUGCAAGCCAGAGCAAGUGCAGGCUAUUGCAGACUGCCCAGACACCUCGAUGGGAGGCUCACUCAAGCUCAAAAAAGAUGCCUUGCACUACCGCACAGGCGAUGUCAUCACAGUGCUGGACAAAAGGCCUGAUGCAUGGUCAUUGUGGAAAGGUGUCACAGCUUCAGGAAAGACUGGUUUCUUCAAUCCGGCUGCUACAAUUGCAUAUCUGGGCCACAAUCUGCCUUCAAGUCGAGCCAGUGGCAGCUUCACUCGGUGGGAUCCUCGUUCGGGCGCUGGUACGGCCUACGCCAGUGGUCGUAGAAGUCGACUGCGGCCAGAAAUGAUUUCAGGCCCUCAGGGUGACUUGAAGCAUACUGGCCAUGUAGGCCUUGAUGGAGCAUUUUUUGGAGACGUAGCUUUCCUUGGUGAUAAGUAUGGGCAGCUUCCGAAGCAAGUUGUGAAUCCUUAUAAGCCUCAAGAAGACAAGGACUCCUCAGACUCUUCCGAUAUGACACCUCUCCUAAACGGCUCGAGCUCUACUGUUGAUGGCAAAAGCGGUCCUGCAUUGGAAACUUGGUCUGAUACUAGUAGUGAGAAAGAUCUGGCAAAGGAGUAUAUUCUUGAAAAAGAAAUCUGUGCCAAGCCACUGGAUCUGAAGCUUUCUAAUCCACUUGAUGUGAAAAGCAUGUCAGGAAAAGAUGGCCAGAAACCUGAUCAUGAAUAUCAUGAAAUAAGUGAUGAGGAACAAAUGGAUGCUACUGAGAGUCCGAAGUUUGAGACUCUGGACUUGGGCCCCUCGUUGAUGGAUGAAGUGUUUCGAGCCCUCGAGACAACUCAACUCAACUUUGACUUGGACAAAGUGCCUAAAGGGGACUGUUUUGCUAAAAGUGAGCCUCCAAAGGAAACGCCCAAACCUUCCUCUGCAAGCGGCACCAUUAAGAAGAAGCAGCUUGCAACAGUCAAACCCAUUUCGGCUGCUGAGGAACAGACGCUUGAAACAGCUAUUGCAAUAGCUAAGGAAGCUGCCGCACAGAGUAUGCAGGAGAUGGAUGGUCGUUCCGAGUCUGAUGCCACACAGGACAGCCCACGCACCCCCAGUUCACCGAACAAACGAAAGUUUUCCUUCAAAUUCAAAUCAAGCCCCAAAUUGGGAAGGCGCACUUUCUCAGAGGAAGCAGAGGCGAUUCCCGACAUCCAGGACUCUCUCACAGAUGAGGCCAAGGAAGCAUACAAUAGUCUGGUCGACAAGGGACCAGAAAAACUAGUGCUAGUCGAGCCAGCAGUGGCACCAGCAUCCAUGACGGUGGCAAGCAUUGAAGCCCUGGAUGCUGACAUGAACCCACUGAGACGAAUUAGAAGUGGCAUCCAAAUUCAGCCUCGCGUCAGAGGCAACCGUCACGGCAUCCCUAGCAGCUGCAGGCCCACCACACCACACACGGCUGCGCUUGCACGCUUGGCUGCCAAUGCAGUCAGCACAGGUGGUGCACCAAGGAAUGGGCUUGGAGCUCCACCACCGCCACCACCCUUGCAGCAGCAGGCAGAGGCCGAAGCAAAUCCUCUGCCUUUGCCGCCGAGAGACCGUACCAGGCCUGCACAAGUGCUCAAGCAUCACCAACGGAAGCACCCACUGCUGCUGCUUCCUGGUAGCGUUGCCGCAGAGACGGCGUGUAAGGACUCUGGCAGUGAGUCGCCUCCUUCGUCAGUGAGGCAGGCUUCUGUAAAUGACCGGAUAGCGGCUGUUGAAGCAAGGACAAGCAGGAGUGAGGCUGAGCCACACUUUCCUCCAGCAAAGCCUGUGCGAACAUGCAGUAACCCAGAUGACUCAUUUGAGAACCAGAUUCAAGAAGAAAUUGACAGCUUAGACCAUCUCGCAACUGAUGCUCCAUCGCCACCGACCAUCUACAAGAACAGUGACCAUGUCAGUUGUGAAGAUCUCCUCGAGUUUGCCAUGGACAGGCCCAAUGCAAAAAGGACUCAAGGCCCUGCGCGAGGAGUUGAUUCUGAUGAGGUUCGAAUCAUGCAGAAAGUUCUUGCAAAAGAGUGUGUUGGAGCUGAGGAGUGUCUUGUGGCCCUAAACGAAGUGGACUGGGACGUGCACAAAGGAAUCAAGUGGCUGCGGCUUCAGCAGCAGCUACGGCAGCGGCAUGGAUUGGCUUUUCCAGCUGACGCAUGCUCACACGCCCUGGAGCAGAGUGGAUGGAAUAUUUUGCAGGCCACCGAUCUCCUCAGAGCCACACAGGCCUUGGAUGACACCACUGAAGUCUAAUACCUGGCACUUGGUGCUAUGAAAGGAGUGUGCAGCUGUACAAAUGUUUCACAGCUGCUGCACAAACCUCAAAUGAUGAGUGUCAUCAGUGCGGCACACUCCAUUGUUCACUAUUACACACACAAUAACUGCUCGAUCCUGCUGCGAGAUUGACUGUGCCGAAGAAUUAUGCCGCACAUGGCUGAGCUCUCGAACAGUGUCGUAUUCAGAACAUUGGCCUCUUAUUUUACUUGUGUGGCUCCAUCUAAGUAAAGUGAAGAAAAACAAAGCACAGCUAAUUAGGCUUGUGUCCUUUUUGCAGCUCGAAAUACAUUUUUGCAAGAGUCCCACAAGAGGCUCCAUCUGACACUGACUAGCAUUUAUACAGUCAGUAUCGCACCAAGUGGCAGUGCUCCUAUUGCCUACACAGCAUGAAGUGUAGUGAAGGCAGGGAAAGAGAACAUACCGUAAUCAAGUGCAGCUUGCCGCAGUAUUCUUAUAUUAAGCAGUACAGUGUGCUGCUGCUCUUUUAUGCUUGUCACAUCUGGGCUACUGCCAGCUUGCUCAUCGAAGUUCGUUGUAUUUGUUAAAGGAGUUUCACACUACAUCUGUAGAGCCAUCCUAAAUUGUUGGUGGCUUGUGCCUUUCUGUGGUGUGCGUGCAGACUCCCUUAAGUAAAGCUUGUGGUCAUGGAUGUUUUGUGAUGCUUACUGCUUCGCUCAUGUUGUUGCUUAAGUGGAAACAAUAAUCAAAAGCAGUCUGUUUGCUUUUUCACAGGCACUAGGCAUUUCUAGGAAAGAAAUGCUAGUUCUAGGAAGGGGCUUGCUCAUUGCAAAUAGGUAAAUUCUACUUAGCAUGAUGGUUUAUGCUGCCACUGAUGUGUACUACCCUUGAAAAUGUAUGUAGUUUGCAGCACAUUUGCAAAUGCAGGCAGAACAAAGUGGGAACUCUGCCUCCACUCCUUUGUUUAUGCCCGACUUGUAACAGGCUGAACUGCAACUAGGGCCAACCAGCAACUCUCCUAUAAAAUCAUUGGGCAGCUACUGUGCCAUGUGAAUACACGCAUCUGUGUUUGCAGUGCAACAUAGGUGCUUACGUGAGAGCUUGCUUAAAUAAAAAUGGAGUAGUACACUGCAGACAGCUUGUUAUUACACUAUAGAAUUGGUUUGUGUUUCAGGCUUACCAUAUAAGCAUCAGUUGCAUGCUACUUGCCGACUGUCUAAAUUGUAAUUCAAAUAGCUGUCACAAUUGCUGUUGCAAGCACUACAAGACUUAGCAGAUGCUGUUUUUUUUUCUACUUUGUUGCAGUGACAUUUACUUUAAUGCAAAUAUAAGGAGUGCAAGUGUUUAGGCCUCUGCACCUAUAAAUGCCAUAAAAACUUGUGGGGAAAUUAUUUUUUCUUAUGCCCUACUGCGCUGCCUGUAUAAGCCGUGUUGUACAGUGCUGUAGGCUUUCUCUUUAACAUUUAUUUUUUUUUUUGUACACCUCAGUGCCUCACAUGGAAGCUAUUUUUUUUUUUAGCCAGGUGCAGUCUGUGUUCACAUUUUCAACAAGGCCAUCCAGGAUUUGGGCCAUAGAUGUCCUUGCAUACACAGUUGAAUUUGUUUCUGCAUGUUAACCGAGAACAUUAGUUGUCAGUAUUGUUAAGUCAGCCACAUUAUCUACUCAUAAUGCAUCUUCUCCACAGCUUUCCUGCGAAGUGUGUGCCAUUUUUGUCAUAGUUAAUUGGUUGUCAUUUCUAAAGUUACCUGUUUUGUUCCUCUUAAUUAAAGGUGUCCCUCAUGUCAGCAGGGUUGCUGGUAAAAGUCUAAAUGUACAAUUUAAUUCACUGUUCAAUAUGACGUGAAACAUGGAAAUGCCACUUUCAUGUCAUGAGCAGGCUUGUUUUGUGCUCUUGAUGGUGAAGCUUUUGAUACUGAUUUUAACCUAGCCUCCUUAGAGCGAUAGGCAGUGCUGCAUUUCUUCUGUUAGUGCUGCCCAGGAAAAGAGCCCAUUGGUGUAAAUAUAUUUAUAAAUAGGCUUUUCUAAGUGUUAGGUUUGCCUUGUACAAGUUUGUAUAUGUUUGAUGCGGGUGUUCUGUGAGCAGCAUUGCUUUGGUGGGCUGCAUGUCAUUACGGAUUUUAAUUGUAGUUGCCUCAUAGCCCGUCCUUGUGCUUGGCUGUGUGCGUGUAGGUAUUAUGUAUAUCGUUCUGGACGCCACAACAGCUACAAUCAUGUGGUUUUGAUAGAAUGACUGGCAGUAAUAAUUGCUGUCUUUUGAAAACCUAUCCUAGGGCCGAGUUCUAGAGGUUCGAAUAUUUUUAUAUGCUGGCAUUUUGCACAGGAACAGCAGCAAACCGAACCUGCAUUCCUGUGUCAUACAUCAACUUCGUUUGGUCGCUGAGGCAAUACAUUGGCAGCUGUAUGUCCACCAUGCCUUCCAUACGAGUGUGUUUCUUGAAUGUGCAAGUUGCCCUUUUAAGAAUGCCAGAAAAGCUGGUGUGUGCAGUUGUAAAAACAUGCUUUCAGCCUGGCAAUGCAUUACUGCUAAUCCUGCAAAAAAUAUUUUGGCUUGCCAAUGUGCUUUCAUCUGGCUUUUAAGAACCUCAAAGCAAUGCGAUUCUCUAUAUCUGUCUUACUUUGCACUUAAAAAUAAAGUUCCCCCAUUCUAUUCUGCAACUUAAUUUAACUAAAAACUACUAACAGAAGCAUUGGCCUAUUUGGUAUUGAAAUGGCUCAGCUACCGGUGUUAUUUUAUUAAUAAGUUUGUAACUAAAAACCUUGAGACAAGACAGGGUUUUUGCGUAAUUUGCAAAGUACGAGUGUCUGGAAUAAUCCCAUUGCCAUUUUUUUCGGUGUGCGGCACCUGUGCUACAUUUAUAGUUAGCAUUGCGUGCUGUCAAUAAAAUGUUUGAUGAA